GCAUUAUUUUAUACUACGCAGUGACACGCUUUUUGUUAUUUAUUAUUGCGCACACCACCUUUAUUUAUUUAUUUUUUUUUUUUCCACACACACACACACACCCCAUUCUUUUCCAUUUCCUUCUUUAUUGUUGUCAAGAUGGACAAAUCCUCAGCAGAAAGAAAGAGUAAUUUCAAAAACAAAGAUGCUUUUGGUGCCGAUCAAGUUCGAAACCGUCGACAAAAACACACGGUCGAAAUUAGAAAGCAAAAACGUGAAGAAAAUCUUUCAAAGCGUCGUAACAUGCACAUUCCCACUGCAUCCAUGUCAGAUAGUGAAGAUGAUAUUGAAGUCGAAGAUGAUUUCAACUUAAUUAAUAAUUUAUCAGGUUUAAUGGUCGAUCUUAACUCAAAUGAAGUAGAAAAGCAAUAUGAUGCCACAACGAAAUUUAGAAAGUUACUUUCUAAAGAAAAGAAUCCACCUAUUAAGGAAGUUAUUCAGACAGGUGCAGUUCCUAAAUUUGUGGAAUUCUUAAGAUCAAGUCAUCCUUUAUUACAGUUUGAAGCAGCCUGGGCAUUAACCAAUAUUGCUUCUGGUUCUUCUGACCAAACUCAAGUUGUUAUUGCUGCUGGUGCAGUCCCCAUUUUUAUUGAAUUACUCAAGAGUAACAUUCCUGAUGUUAAAGAACAGGCUGUUUGGGCAUUAGGUAAUAUUGCAGGUGAUAGUGCAGUAUGUCGUGACUAUGUCCUUGAACAAGGUGCACUUGGACCUCUCCUUGUUAUUCUUAAUGAACAACAUAAACUUUCCAUGUCACGUAACGCCACUUGGACAUUAUCCAACUUAUGUAGAGGCAAAAACCCUCAACCUGCAUGGGAAAUGGUUGUUCCUGCUUUACCUGUUCUUGCUAAACUUAUCUAUUCCACUGAUGAAGAAGUUCUUAUUGACGCCUGUUGGGCUAUUUCUUAUUUAUCUGAUGGUUACAAUGAUCGUAUUCAAGCUGUGAUUGAAUCAGGAGUUUGCCGUCGACUUGUUGAAUUAUUGAUGCAUCCUUCCACCUCUGUUCAAACACCUGCUUUAAGAUCUGUGGGUAAUAUUGUGACUGGCGAUGAUUUGCAAACUCAAGUCAUCAUCAAUUGUGGCGUUUUACCCGCCCUUAACGCUCUUUUGAAUAGUAAAAAGGAAGCCAUUCGAAAGGAGGCCUGUUGGACAAUUUCAAACAUUACAGCCGGCAAUACUGUUCAGAUUGAUGCUGUUAUUGAAAGCAGUAUCAUUCCUCCUCUUAUUCACAUCUUGGCUACAGCCGAGUUUAAGACACGUAAAGAAGCCUGUUGGGCUAUCGUGAAUGCUACUUCUGGUGGACUUAAUAAACCAGCCCAAAUCCAUUAUUUAGUAGCCAGUGGUUGUAUUAAGCCCCUUUGUGAAAUCUUGACAAGUAUGGAUAAUAAGAUUGUUCAAGUUGCUCUUGACGGUCUUGAUAAUAUUUUAAAGAUUGGUGAACAAGAACGUCCUAACGAUCCAGAUGGUAUUAAUCGAUAUGCACUUUAUAUUGAAGAAUGUGGUGGCAUGGAAAUCAUUCACCAAUUACAACAACAUCAAAAUGAAGAAGUUUACAAAAAGGCAUAUCAUAUUAUUGAUCGUUACUUUAGCGAUGAGGAUGCGGAUGAAAUGACAGAAGAAAUGGCACCUCAACAGUCAUUCCAAUUCCAAUCCAAUGUGGAUGUUCCUCAAGGUGGAUUUAAUUUUGGAUCUUAAUUACAAAUAUACACAAAAAAAAAAAUAUAAAAUACUAGCAAUUCCUUCAUUUUUUUUUCUUUUUUUCUCCCUCUAUAAAUAAAAAAAAAUUAUACAU
Molecule: messenger RNA, 1828 nt
Organism: Cokeromyces recurvatus
Lineage: Eukaryota; Fungi; Mucoromycota; Mucoromycetes; Mucorales; Mucoraceae
Product: armadillo-type protein
Exons: 4
Coding region: 139-1731 (530 amino acids)
Biological process (GO): NLS-bearing protein import into nucleus
Cellular component (GO): nucleus; nucleoplasm; cytoplasm
Molecular function (GO): protein binding; nuclear import signal receptor activity
Source: RefSeq, a predicted model, not a curated record